Messenger RNA from Emiliania huxleyi CCMP1516, 423 nucleotides. RefSeq lists its product as hypothetical. Gene Ontology annotation, molecular function: iron-sulfur cluster binding; ATP binding; ATP-dependent FeS chaperone activity. Gene Ontology annotation, cellular component: cytosol. The transcript has a single exon. Gene Ontology annotation, biological process: iron-sulfur cluster assembly. The record is from RefSeq and is a predicted model, not a curated record. The annotation marks the transcript as partial. Lineage: Eukaryota; Haptophyta; Isochrysidales; Noelaerhabdaceae.
CGACGUGCGCAAGGAGCUCUCCUUCUGCGCAAAGACGCAGCUCCGCGUCCUCGGCGUGGUCGAGAACAUGAGCGGCCUGGCCGUCCCGCUGCGCUCGCUCACGCUGCGCGACGCCGACGGCGCCGACGCGACCGGCCCGGCGCUCGCCCUGCUCGCCGAGCGGUGCCCCGAGCUGCUCGAGCUGUCGGCGCACGUGGACGUCUUCCCCGCCGCCCGAGGCGGCGCGGAGGCCAUGGCGGCCAGCUUCGGCGUCCCCUUCCUCGGCCGCGUGCCGAUCGAGCCGGCCCUCACGCGCGCGUGCGAGGCGGGCCGCCGCUCGCUGCCCGGCUCGCCUGACGUCGUGAGGCCGAUCGCUGACCGCAUCCUUGCGUCGACCGAGAUGGAGCGCGAGGCGGAGGAGGCGGCCGCCUCGAUGAUGGACGG